Messenger RNA from Acaromyces ingoldii, 219 nucleotides. RefSeq lists its product as hypothetical. Lineage: Eukaryota; Fungi; Basidiomycota; Exobasidiomycetes; Exobasidiales; Cryptobasidiaceae. The record is from RefSeq and is a predicted model, not a curated record. The transcript is spliced from 3 exons. The annotation marks the transcript as partial.
CGGCCCCUAGUGCAGAUCUUGGUGGUAGUAGCAAAUAUUCAAGCGAGAACCUUGAAGACUGAAGUGGAGAAAGGUUCCAUGGUAACAGCAGUUGGACAUGGGUUACUGCAUUCCGGUACUGGGAUGUGGAUCUUUGGCGGUAACGCAAACGAACCAGGAGACGUCGGCGAGGGCCCUGGGAAGAGUUUUCUUCUCUUUCUAACAGCCUAUCGACCCUGA